GCCAGAGUAAGAUCCCUUGCCGUUGCGAUGACUUCGAGGCAGCCUGACGGCAUAUGACAGGUGGACUGCCGGGUGGAAUGCCGCCGGACCUGAACUUCUUUGCCACGGGAGAUUUGAGUGUUCAGCUGAAAGAUCUGGAGAAAAGCGAGCAACCUCCAGAUCGCUGUGUGGGUUUAGGGCAAGGGGUUGGCGGCAACCUGGCCAGGAGUUGCUUGGGCUUAGUGGGAAGCAAGGAGACCAAGGAGCAUCGGGUUCAACAGGCGACCAAAGAUGAGAAGAAGGGUGAUGCCAUCGUGCCGUUGGACAGGCUGAAUGCACCCUUCUCACCAUCCACCAGUCCACGCUCUGGACUCACUGGAGCCAUCCUCAGCUACUCCGAACCCAAAGGGAUGUGGUUCAGUUUGCUGAUGAAUGACAUGGGACCAGUGCCCAGAGAGGAGCUGGAUAAGGUCAUUGCACACCGCUGGACCUUCCAGGGUGCUUUGGAAUUGGCAGCGCAAGGCAAAAGCAUUUGCUACUUCAUCCUGUGUUUGCUUGAAAUCCAGAGGAACAUCCAAGUGGACCAGGAGGAAGAGGUACUGAAUGCGAAUCUCCUGGAAGCGUGCAAAACCUUCGUACGUUGUCAGUGCCGCGAAGGGAAACCUGGUGAGAUGUACCAGGUUUUAUCACAUUUCAUCAGCAACUCCCAUGUGUUCUUCGAAUGGGAAAAGUUUCUGACGGGUAUUUUUCAAGAUUCCCGGGCACAUCAGGAGCGCUUUCUGGUGAUGCACCUGGAACAAGUAUGGUCGAGGUACAAGAGGUUCACCACAGUUUUAGAGAGCAUGUUCGACUACCUGGAUGACAUCUUUACCUGGCGUCAUCGAUUGCCCAAGGUGAGCGAAUUGAUCCGAGACCAUAUGAAAAGGAGAUGUUUUUCUUCGCCUCUGGUCACAAAGAACGAGUUGUUCACAUCACAGGCAGUGCGCGACGAAACCUUGAAGCAGGUGAGAUUUGCCAUGGGCUUCGUCCUCUAGAUGGCUAUGCCUGGCUAUGGCUAGCCAAAGAUGCCCCAAGUGAUGGAAGAUGAUUUCUA
Molecule: messenger RNA, 1072 nt
Organism: Cladocopium goreaui
Lineage: Eukaryota; Dinophyceae; Suessiales; Symbiodiniaceae
Source: the annotation of a GenBank genome assembly